Acanthisitta chloris (rifleman) is the source of this 1611-nucleotide messenger RNA. Its product is annotated as bactericidal permeability-increasing protein-like. The transcript has 16 exons. Lineage: Eukaryota; Metazoa; Chordata; Aves; Passeriformes; Acanthisittidae. Gene Ontology annotation, molecular function: lipopolysaccharide binding. The coding region runs from base 1 to 1611 and encodes 536 amino acids. The record is from RefSeq and is a predicted model, not a curated record. Gene Ontology annotation, biological process: lipopolysaccharide-mediated signaling pathway; defense response to Gram-negative bacterium; innate immune response.
AUGGGAGCACAGAGCCUAGCAGUGGCUUGUGGGGCACUGGCCUUGUGCCUGGCACUCACCACAGCCACCAACCCCGGCUUCGUGGUGAGGAUCACCCAAGCAGGCUUGGACUACGCCCAUCAGCAGGGGAUCACAGUCCUGGAGAAGGAGCUGACCCACCUGAAGCUGCCAGACGUCUCGGGUGACUUUCGUGUCUUGCGUGUGGGAAAGGUGCACUAUGACCUCUCCAGACUGCGACUUCGCGAUUUCCACUUGCCAUACUCGCGGAUUUCCCCGGUCGCCAACGUGGGCCUUCAGGUCUCCAUCUCCAACGCCUUUACCGACCUCGAUGGGAACUGGCGGGUGAAGUUUCACUUCAUCAGAGACCAUGGUUCGUUUGACCUGAAGGUGGAGAACAUCUACAUCAAAAUCAGCCUAAGGCUGGGCAGUGAUGCUACUGGGAAGCCCACCAUCAGCAGCUCGGGCUGCAGCACCCGCAUCUCUAAAGUCCGGGCACACUUUUCGGGGAGGUUCGGGUGGCUUUACAACCUCUUCUACAGCGCUGUUGAACACAACUUCAAAAAGAUUUUGGAGAGCAAGGUUUGUGACACCAUAGCCCAAUCUGUGCGCAAUGAUCUCCAGAAGUACGUCCAGACCCUGCCAGUCACAGCCAAGAUAGAUGCCAAGACUGGGAUUGAUUACUCUUUGGUGGCAUCCCCAACUGCUACUGCCCAGUCCCUGGAUGCAGACCUGAAGGGUGAAUUCUACUCCCUAGCCCACCGCUCCACUGUGCCCUUCCCAACUCUGCCGCUGGCCUUCCCCCCGGAUCACGACCGCAUGGUUUACUUUGGAGCCUCCAGCUACUUCUUCAACACAGCUGGCUUCGCCUACCAUGCGGCUGGGGCACUGGUCUUUGAAAUCACAGAUGCCAUGAUCCCAAAGGAUGUUGACUUCCACUUAAACACCUCCAUCUUCUCAGCCUUCGUUCCCGAGCUGGAGCAGAUGUACCCGAACAUGCCAAUGAAGAUCAGGCUGUCCGCCCCCUCUGCCCCAUUCCUGAACAUCGGACCAGGAGGAAUCUCGCUCAAGCCUGUUGUGGAUGUCCAGGCGUACGCCAUCCUUCCCAACUCCAGCCUGGCUCCUCUCUUCCUUCUCAGCCUGACAGGGAAUGUGUCCGCUGUCAUCGACGUGAGAUCUGGCCACAUCGUUGGGCGCCUGGACGUGGGCAGGAUCAGGCUCUCUCUGAAGCAUUCAGAUGUUGGCACUUUCCAGGUGCGAAUGCUGCAGUCCAUAAUGAACAUCUUCGCUUCCAAAAUUCUGCUCCCACGUCUUAAUGCAAUUCAGGCCAGAGCUGGACUAGCGGCUGGAGGGGCCCAGGGGGGUGUCAUGGCACAACACGCAGCCCCCAGCCCUUCUGUGAAGAUUGGGAGGAAUUUCCUCUGCCUGCCCCCGGAUCACUGGAGGCGAGGAAAGGGCUGGGGGGAGGAGGUGGAUGCCUUCUCUGAAUGGCCCGUGGGUUCCCCCCUGCCACUGCCAGACAGGAUACGUCUCUCCAAUACCCUCGUGAGGUUCCACCAGAAUUUCCUGCUGCUUGGAGCAGACGUUCAGUUCCAGCCCCAGGGACGGAGAUAG